Messenger RNA from Labrus mixtus (cuckoo wrasse), 1187 nucleotides. Its product is annotated as olfactory receptor 6N2-like. The record is from RefSeq and is a predicted model, not a curated record. Gene Ontology annotation, biological process: G protein-coupled receptor signaling pathway. Gene Ontology annotation, molecular function: olfactory receptor activity; G protein-coupled receptor activity. The transcript has a single exon. Lineage: Eukaryota; Metazoa; Chordata; Actinopteri; Labriformes; Labridae. Bases 49 to 996 code for a protein of 315 amino acids. Gene Ontology annotation, cellular component: membrane.
CUUAGUAUUUAACAUUUUCACACUUUUCUUAUGAAGAAUUAGCAAAACAUGACUAAUACAUCCAGCAUUGUUAUUUUUACACUUACUGGCUUCAGUGCCACAACCAACUAUAGAGGAUUACUUUUCUCUCUCACUUCGCUAUGUUAUGGUGCAAUUCUGGUGGUAAAUGUGGCUCUGAUUUUGACCAUAGUCUUGGAUCAAAACCUACAUGAACCUAUGUACAUUUUUCUGUGUAACCUGUGUGUCAAUGGACUGUAUGGUACUGCAGGCUUUUAUCCUAAAUUUACACAUGAUUUGCUGUCUGAUGUUCAUGAAAUAUCAUAUUUUGGAUGUUUUUUGCAAGUCUUUGUGAUAUACACCUAUGCAACAAUUGAUUUCUCUAUUUUAGCUCUUAUGGCUUAUGACAGAUAUGUGGCUAUAUGUCGACCACUAGAGUAUCACUUGAUAAUGUCUGUGCAAAGACUUGCUAUCCUCAUUAGUGUGUCCUGGAUUGUUCCUAUCCUUUGUGAGGUGAUAGUUUUAAGUUUUACAUCCAGACUUAAAUUAUGUGGCUCCCGCAUACAGAAACUAUAUUGUGAGAACUGGUCAAUUGUUAAACUUGCUUGUAGUACCACAACAACAAACAACAUAGUGGGAUUGAUUAUUAUUGUCUUUUAUUGUGCUCAUGUUCUGUUCAUUGUGUGUACAUAUGUUAAUUUGGUAAAAGCAGCUUUGAAGUCCAAAGAGGGCAGGAAAAAGUUUCUACAAACAUGUGUGCCACACUUAUUGUGUUUGUUUAACGUUACAGCUGCUUUACUCUUUGACGUUAUCUACACUAGACUUGGAUCAGCAUCUGUGCCCCAAAGUGUAAGGAACUUUAUGGCUAUACAGUUUCUCAUGAUACCUCCUAUUAUCAACCCCAUCAUUUAUGGACUAAUCCUUACUAAAAUUCGAUGUAGGAUGACAACUUUGUAUAUGAUGGCAAGUCAAAAUUGUAAAUUUAGGCUUAAGAUGUGAUAUAGUAAAUUGGUGCAUGUCUAGACAUAAAUACUGUACUUGUAUGUGGUCAAAGUAAAAAGUAAGUAAACUGUUUCUAAAACCAUCUUUUAUACUUUAUUAUUCAUACAUCAGAAUGCUAUGACACUAAUGUCAAAAUGUGAUGUACAUAGUUUAAUGCUUGGAGGUAUUCUGAAUCGGGAAAUCAAAAA